Messenger RNA from Lachancea thermotolerans CBS 6340, 741 nucleotides. It is a transcript of the gene UBC6, whose product is annotated as E2 ubiquitin-conjugating protein UBC6. The record is from RefSeq and is a predicted model, not a curated record. Bases 1 to 741 code for a protein of 246 amino acids. Lineage: Eukaryota; Fungi; Ascomycota; Saccharomycetes; Saccharomycetales; Saccharomycetaceae. The transcript has a single exon.
AUGGCGACAAGACAAGCGCAGAAAAGGCUGACAAAAGAGUAUAAGUCAAUGGUGGAGAACCCACCUCCAUUCAUAAUAGCACAACCCAACGAAGACAACAUUCUGGAGUGGCAUUACGUGAUCACAGGCCCACCAGACACGCCUUACGAGGGUGGCCAGUACCAUGGGACUUUAGUGUUUCCAUCGGAUUAUCCCUUCAAACCUCCUGCCAUCAGAAUGGUGACACCAAGCGGGCGUUUCAAGGAGGACACUAGGCUAUGCCUUUCAAUGAGUGACUACCAUCCUGACACAUGGAAUCCGUCUUGGUCCGUGUCGACUAUUUUGACCGGUCUGCUGAGUUUCAUGACCAGCGACGAGAGCACCACUGGUGCUAUCACGACAACAUCGGACCACAAGAAGAAGAUGGCGCGCGUAUCCAAGGAGUAUAAUGCUUUCAGGAACGCAAGGUUCAAGGCUGUUUUCCCUGAGCUGGUCAAAGAGAAUAUUGCAUAUCUCAACGAGCUGAAGAGGAGCGGAGAAACUAAGGAAGAAGACGUAGACAAAGACGUUCUAGAGGAGGCGGCCAAAGAGGAAGCCGUCAACAUUUCGGAUAUUACAGACCCAGAGGACAGAAUCAGAGCUCAGAAAGAGCUUGAAAAGUUGAAAGAGCGUCAGAGCGGUGCUGUGAAGCCUAACAACGGAAGGCCUUGGCUAUACGUUUUCUUCGCAGCAACACUAUUCAUGUUUUGGGCGCUGUCUUGA